AGGGGUAUGAGUUCAUUUACGUUUUGUUGAUGAGACGGAUUAUUUGUAAGUUGGAUCUUUCGCACUGAAUGUAUACAUAUCAUAUUAUUGCUACUGCCAAACUUGAGCUGCGGCGACUGAGAAGGAUGACGUUCUGUUCUGGGAGACUCGGUAGGUAAGGGACUAUCGAACCCAGGCCUAGGAGUUAGCCACUCUGUGCCAGACAAAUUUGCCCCUCGAUUUAUCAGCAACAGUCAUUUCUCGUUCCUACAUACAAACACUUCUCCAGACUAAUUCCUCCCUCGCCUACAUUCCGUGAUAGCGGCUGCCGUUCUGAACACACGGCCAAGCACUGAGGGCAGCGCCGAUAACGUUACAACAAAACUUGGCGGGAUUCAAGUCUACGACGGCCAGAUCGCCAACAUGGUGCUUCCAAAGUCUAAAAAGUCCGUCGGUCUCGGCAACUCGCUGAUGAACGACCGUUUCGGCAAAGGCAAAGGCACCGACCGCAAACGAGCAUCGGCAGUCACCCGCAUUGAUCAUAGUACCGGCAAAGAGUACAUCACAAAUGACAGGCAGGAGGCGGCCUGGGUCAAGAUGCGCUCCGUCACGGAACAGGGCGCCCUGGAUGAGUUCCUGGCCACUGCUGAGCUAGCCGGGACAGACUUCACGGCCGAGAAGAUGAACAAUGUCAAGAUCAUUCACACUGAUCAGCGCAACCCGUACUUGCUCUCUGCUGCCGAAGAACGGGCCGUGCUGGGUAAGCAAAGAGAACACAAGGGACGGCUUACGGUUCCAAGAAGACCCCACUGGGAUGCAUCGACAACACCAGAGGAACUAGAUCGCCUCGAGCGUGACAGCUUUCUGGAGUGGCGAAAGGGGCUGGCCGAGCUACAGGAGACGCAGGAUUUGCUGAUGACUCCGUUCGAGAGAAACAUUGAGGUUUGGAGGCAGCUUUGGAGGGUGAUUGAGCGGUCGGACGUUGUCGUGCAGAUCGUGGAUGCCAGGAACCCGCUCAUGUUCCGGUCCGAAGAUCUCGAGGCAUACGUAAAGGACGUUGAUCCGAAAAAGCGGAACCUUUUGCUCAUCAACAAGGCCGACAUGAUGACGUACGCGCAGAGGAAAGCCUGGGCGAACUAUCUCAAAGGCGCCAACAUUGCCUACAAAUUCUUCUCCGCGCAUCUCGCCAAGGAGAUGCUCGAGACACAAGAAUUUGAGAGCGAGGAAGAAAGCGAAGGGGAGAGCGACCAGGCUGAUCCCAGCGAGGAAAGCGCAAUUACGAAUAAAGACCACACAGCUGAAGCAGAGAGCGAAGAUGAUGCGGCGGAUGACUCUGCGCACGGGGAUGACGACGGGGAGGCAGACACCAGGAUUCUGACCGUCGACGAACUCGAGAAUAUAUUCCUACAGUACGCUCCGGCAGACGCCGGGCCGGACCGGAAACUUCAGGUCGGCCUGGUAGGCUAUCCCAACGUCGGAAAAUCGUCAACCAUCAAUGCGCUCAUUGGAGCCAAGAAAGUCUCGGUUUCGUCGACCCCCGGCAAGACCAAGCAUUUCCAGACCAUCCAUCUUAGUGACAAGGUAAUUCUUUGCGAUUGCCCUGGUCUUGUUUUCCCGAAUUUCGCCAGCACCAAGGCGGAACUCGUUUGCAAUGGCGUCCUCCCAAUAGAUCAGUUGCGAGAAUACAGCGGGCCCGCUACCCUUGUGGCACGCAGGAUUCCGCAGCAAUUUCUUGAGGCCGUUUACGGUAUCCAAAUACGUACGCGGCCUCUGGAAGAAGGAGGUACUGGAGUUCCGACUGGAGAAGAGCUACUCAGCGCAUACGCCCGCCACAGGGGUUUCAUGACGCAAGGACUGGGCCAGCCGGAUCAGUCCAGGGCAGCGAGAUACAUCCUCAAGGAUUAUGUCAAUGGGAAGCUGCCAUAUGUCGAACCCCCACCGGGCACCUUGGACCCUAAGGAGUUCAACCGCGAGCUCUACGACAUCGCGCAGAUUCCAGCCAAGAGGCGGGUAGCAUUGAUUUCUGCAAUGGAAGACUUGGCGGUUGAAGGGGAUGACAAUGCGUCGCUUCUCUCCGAUAUGAUUCCGCUGCCCACAGGUGCCAAGUCACAGAGGCUUGACAAGGCAUUUUUCAAAUCUGGACAAGGAACCGCUGGCCACUUGACACGGCCAUUCAAUUAUAAAUACUCGGAGCAAGGGAUGGCUGCUGCAGCGGCAGGGAAGCAAUUAAGCGGGCGUAAGCUCCGGACUAUGAUUGCCCUUGAAAAGGGGAUCGAUCCCAAGGAUGUCCAGCUGGCAUCAAGCAAGAAGCACUUCAAAGGCGGGCAAAAAGGGCGAGGGAAGAACCGCGGAAAUAAGGCUGAUGACGACGACUGAAGAUGCAUGGAGGUUAGGGGUCGGAACCUAGAAAAGUUGCAAGCCAGGUCUGGCUGGCGUGUUAUGAAUCCCGUUAUGAAAGUAGAGAUGCUUGAAUUGAAAGAGAGCUAGCUACUACAACUUUCAUCAUAGCCUAUGAAACAACUCGAAAAGAAGACGUCGCCGCUUACUCGUGUAGUUAUGUCUGGAGCCCAAUGACCAGCAGUAAGCCUCAGACAUUGACAUCUGAACAAGUCCUUGUCAAGCUUCAAGCUAGCUGGGGUGUAAGCCGCUUUUUGCGCGCUAUCACAGCUUCCUAGCCUGCU
This is a messenger RNA of Canariomyces notabilis, 2660 nucleotides long. Its product is annotated as P-loop containing nucleoside triphosphate hydrolase protein. Lineage: Eukaryota; Fungi; Ascomycota; Sordariomycetes; Sordariales; Chaetomiaceae. The transcript is spliced from 2 exons. Gene Ontology annotation, biological process: ribosomal subunit export from nucleus. Gene Ontology annotation, molecular function: GTPase activity; GTP binding. Gene Ontology annotation, cellular component: cytosol. The record is from RefSeq and is a predicted model, not a curated record. The coding region runs from base 403 to 2355 and encodes 650 amino acids.